Messenger RNA from Clupea harengus (Atlantic herring), 1767 nucleotides. It is a transcript of the gene ddx4, whose product is annotated as probable ATP-dependent RNA helicase DDX4. Gene Ontology annotation, molecular function: ATP binding; RNA helicase activity; nucleic acid binding. NCBI's taxonomy places the organism in Eukaryota, Metazoa, Chordata, Actinopteri, Clupeiformes, Clupeidae. The record is from RefSeq and is a predicted model, not a curated record.
CUGGAUCGCAGCGCUUGUAGUGGCAACGGCAGGAGACCCUCAAGAAAUUUACGGUGAUUUGCAAAAAUGGAUGACUGGGAAGAAAAGGAUGCAGGCGCUACUAGCACUACCUCAAGUUUUGCCAGUGGAGGAAACUCGUGGAACAGUGGAGGGCAGAAAAACAGCUUCUCCAAAAACGACAAUGAGGGAAGUUCCUGGAACAGUGGAGGAGGAGGAUUUGGGGAAAGAGGUGGAAGCAGAGGCCGUGGCGGCGGAGGAGGCGGAUUCAGCCGUUCAUUUUCCUCAGGAGGUGAUGAAAACGGAAAUAAGGAAGAUGGUGAUGGCAGCUCCUGGAAUGGUGGGGGCAGAGGGGGGUUUCGAGGCAGAGGUGGAGGAGGCUCAAGAGGAGGAUUUAGAGAUUCAAAUAACUCUGAUAACGCUGAAAAUGGAAAUGACGGUGAAUUCAGAAGUGACUUUGGAAGAGGAAGAGGACGUGGCAGAGGGGGCAGUGGUGGCUUCCGGCAAGAGGGAGGAGGUGAAGACGGAUUCCAGGGGAGUGGAGGUUUCAUGGGAAGAGAUGAGGAAUUCGUUCCCAAAGGAAAAAGGGACAAUGAAAGUGGAGGUGAUGGAGAAAAUGCCGGUCCGAAGGUGAUCUAUGUUCCUCCCCCAACCCCGGAAGGGGACGAUGCUGUCUUUGCUAAGUUCCAGACAGGCAUUAAUUUUGAUAAGUAUGAUGACAUCUUAGUGGAUGUGAGUGGAAGCAACCCGCCGCCAGCCAUCAUGACCUUUGUAGAAGCAAGCCUGUGCGAGUCGCUGAGCAAAAACAUCAGCAAGUCAGGUUAUGUGAAACCCACGCCAGUGCAGAAGUAUGGCAUCCCCAUCAUCAUGGCAGGCAGGGACCUCAUGGCCUGCGCCCAGACUGGAUCAGGAAAAACCGCUGCCUUCCUGUUGCCCAUCCUGCAGACGCUGAUGAGAGACGGGGUGGCAGCUAGCCAGUUCAGCGAGCAGCAGGAGCCUGAGGCCAUCAUCGUGGCCCCUACCCGAGAGCUCAUCAAUCAGAUCUACCUGGAGGCGCGCAAGUUUGCCUACGGGACGUGUGUGCGCCCGGUGGUGGUGUAUGGAGGCAUCAGCACUGGGUACACCAUCAGGGAGGUCCUGAAGGGCUGCAACGUGCUCUGUGGAACUCCAGGAAGACUGCUGGACAUCAUCGGAAGAGGAAAGGUUGGAUUGAGUAAAUUGCGUUACCUGGUGCUGGACGAGGCGGACCGCAUGCUGGACAUGGGCUUUGAGCCGGACAUGCGCAGGCUGGUGGGCUCUCCCGGGAUGCCCCCGAAAGAGGAGAGGCAGACUCUGAUGUUCAGCGCCACUUAUCCGGAGGAGAUCCAGAGGCUGGCUGCAGACUUCCUGAAGGUUGAUUACUUGUUUCUGGCUGUGGGUGUGGUUGGAGGAGCCUGUAGUGAUGUCGAGCAGCUGAUCAUGGAGGUGAACCAGUUCUCCAAGAGGGACCAGCUGUUGGAGAUACUGAAGACUACAGGAAAUGAGCGUACAAUGGUGUUUGUGGAAACCAAACGCAAGGCAGAUUUCAUCGCCACGUUUCUCUGUCAGGAGAAGUUGCCCACAACUAGCAUCCAUGGAGACCGUGAGCAGCGGGAGAGGGAGCAGGCUCUCUGUGACUUCCGCACUGGGAAGUGUCCUGUCCUGGUGGCCACGUCCUCGCUUGCCAGGGGCUUGGACAUUGAGCAUGUGCAACACGUUGUGAACUUUGACCUCCCCAACAACAUCGAUUGA